AGCUCUUUGAAGUCGAUGAAGGCGUGAGCAGGAAGCGCAAGGCAGACGAUGAGCCCCAACGGCUGUGACUGACCUGGCUCAUAUCUAGAAGUAUAGAUGCACUGAUAUCCUCAUUUCCAUGUUCCUUUUGGUUUGCUUUUUGCUGCCUGUGGCGUUCCAUCUAUUCCAGUCAUUUGAUACCCUUUCCAUUGCGCAUACCCUUCACAAUAGAUUACUCCUGCUCUGCACGUUGUUUUAUAUCUGCUUGUCGCUCAUCAUCGAGUGUACAUAUGUCAUCUGCAAUCUAGUUUCUUCCAUAUAUAUAGAUCAUGUUUGAACUAAUAAACACCCAGUCCAAACACAAGGUGGUCCCUGACACGUCACCAUUGGACGGGU
Messenger RNA from Aspergillus heteromorphus CBS 117.55, 375 nucleotides. RefSeq lists its product as uncharacterized. The transcript has a single exon. Bases 119 to 316 code for a protein of 65 amino acids. NCBI's taxonomy places the organism in Eukaryota, Fungi, Ascomycota, Eurotiomycetes, Eurotiales, Aspergillaceae. The record is from RefSeq and is a predicted model, not a curated record.